Molecule: messenger RNA, 424 nt
Organism: Colius striatus (speckled mousebird)
Lineage: Eukaryota; Metazoa; Chordata; Aves; Coliiformes; Coliidae
Gene: SNRPF
Product: small nuclear ribonucleoprotein polypeptide F
Exons: 4
Coding region: 107-367 (86 amino acids)
Biological process (GO): mRNA splicing, via spliceosome; spliceosomal snRNP assembly
Cellular component (GO): catalytic step 2 spliceosome; U1 snRNP
Molecular function (GO): RNA binding
Source: RefSeq, a predicted model, not a curated record
GGGGAAGCCGUUGAGGCGGCGCUGCCCGCCCAUUCUUUCAGCAGCGCGCGGCGCACAGGCGGUGGCGUGUUCCCGCGCGGGCCUGUGAUCCCCGCGGCCCUGCGCCAUGAGCCUGCCCCUCAACCCCAAGCCCUUCCUGAACGGGCUGACGGGCAAGCCGGUGAUGGUGAAGCUGAAGUGGGGGAUGGAGUACAAGGGCUACCUCGUCUCCGUCGAUGGCUACAUGAACAUGCAGCUUGCAAACACGGAGGAGUAUAUAGAUGGUGCGUUGUCUGGACACCUGGGUGAAGUUUUGAUAAGGUGCAAUAAUGUUUUGUACAUCAGAGGUGUGGAAGAAGAGGAAGAAGAUGGAGAAAUGAGAGAAUAGGAGUUUUGUAUGUCUGGAAAUAAACUUUUCUCUUUUUUUUGUGGUUUUUUUUCAUAA